AUGAAGUGCAGCACUAAGCAGCGGGUGACGCGUCACGCCGAGGCACUUUGCCUCGGUGACGCACGAUCGAUACCUGUGGAAGAUGCGUUGCGUAUGAUAACAGUGGCGCGCGCCAACACGACCGAGGUGGACAACAUACUUCUGGCGUUGGGGGAAAUCGUCGAGGUGUCAGACAUAUCCACCGUGGAGGAAGGAAUUGCAAUAGAUGCCCUUGAUGCCGUAUGUGGCCUGGCAGGGCGUGUCGAUCGUCUAUGUGUCGGCAAGCUGUUCGACGAGGUCUGCGCCAGGCUCGAGGAGAGCUCUGACUGCAACCACUCGCGCAAUAUCGCACUGCUCCAUGCAUUGGCCACAUUCAAGUAUCGCAGGCCUUUGGUCAUAGAGCUCAUACAGGAGAGAUUACGCGACAACGCGCACACGGCGAAUAUCGUUGAACUCUGCCGAUACAUGUCACUGGCGGCGGAGGCAGCUCGCGGGUAUCAGGCCGCAACCAUACCGCUCAAACUCCCAGUGACAAACGUCAGAGCUGAGGCGAUGAAGGCGGUGGAUAAACUCAUAGAGGACCGUUCGCUUGGAACGCAGUUCCUUAUCGGGUGUUUGGGUUCUUCAAGACCUUUUGAUGUGGAGGAGGUUCGUCACAUUCUUUCCUAUAUCGCUAAAACUGAACAGCUCAAGCUCUUCAAGGAGAUCCUGGACAAAAUGGAGUUGCUCCAGCAAGCAGAUGUAAUACGGCUUUACGAGGCGAUAGCACACGCCAGAAUAGAUUUCGAUUCGGAUGUCGCGGGGGACAUCGAGCGGUUUGUCAAGCAUGCUUGGGGCAUGACCCCGCAGAUGACCGCAGCCGAAACGGCUCGUCUUAUGGCAAGUCACUCUAUCGUAGGAUAA
This is a messenger RNA of Babesia ovata, 882 nucleotides long. RefSeq lists its product as uncharacterized. The transcript has 5 exons. The record is from RefSeq and is a predicted model, not a curated record. Bases 1 to 882 code for a protein of 293 amino acids. Lineage: Eukaryota; Apicomplexa; Aconoidasida; Piroplasmida; Babesiidae.